This is a messenger RNA of Pyrgilauda ruficollis (rufous-necked snowfinch), 3913 nucleotides long. RefSeq names its product extracellular serine/threonine protein kinase FAM20C-like. Gene Ontology annotation, biological process: protein phosphorylation. NCBI's taxonomy places the organism in Eukaryota, Metazoa, Chordata, Aves, Passeriformes, Passeridae. The record is from RefSeq and is a predicted model, not a curated record. Bases 402 to 2012 code for a protein of 536 amino acids. Gene Ontology annotation, molecular function: phosphotransferase activity, alcohol group as acceptor. Gene Ontology annotation, cellular component: Golgi apparatus. The transcript has 10 exons.
CCAUUUUAAUGCCCUGUAUUCAAAGAAAUGUUCUGCAGCCCUGUGCAGGUGACAGGACAGUGGGGAGUCACCUGCAGCCAUUGCUGUCCCUGAGCCAGCAUUGCAGCUAUUGAUUUGGAACUUGCCCCGUUCACUCUAACCUUGGCAAUGCCAGCUUGACCCUAAUCAGCCCUGAUAAACCCUGCCACAACCUCCUGUCCCAUCCUGGUGGUGUCACACUGUGAGGUGCUGUGGUGACAGAUCUUUCCUGCCACUCUGCCCGUGCACCAAUUGGUCUUUUGCUGCGAUGCUCUAAAUCCAGGAAACCUCUCUCCUAUUUUUGCACAGAGGCUGCAGCCACACCAACAUUUUUAACCCUGUGUUCGUGCCCAUCCCUUGCUGAGUGUUUUGUGUGAGGAAGGAUGCGGUGCCGGCUGCAAAUGCUCUUCCAGAGGAAAUUUAAAAUCAGCUUUCUCUUUCUUCUGUUCUUGGCCCUUCUCGUGCACCUGGUGGUGGAUUUUGCUCUCCCCACAACCCGCAGGUCCUGUGGCUGCAAUACUAAAGCAUCAGAAGCUGUGGGUGUCCCGUCAGGCAGCCCCAUGCCGGGCAGCAUCAAAAAGCUGAGCCUGCGAAUCCUUCAGGAUUUCAGUGGAAGCAACGGCUCCUUGGAGAAAAGUUCCCAGCCAGAGAGAGCGGGGCUGCACUUAAGGGCUGGAGAGCCAGGGGUCCAGCAGCAGCAUGAAGAGGCGAAUGCAGGGUGGACCAAGGGAUCAAAGCUGGCAGCACUCUUCGAGCACCCUCUUUACAACAUCCCAGUCCCAGAGGUGACAGAGAAAGACAAGCUGUUUAUCGUCAACCCCAUGGAGAAGUUCAGCCUGCGCAGCAGCGGGAGUGAUGAAUGGGUCAGCAGCAGUAAAGCCGAGACGCUCCUCCCGACAGGGAAGACAGCCUAUGACACCUAUCCCACCUGGCUCAAAUUCCACAUCGGCAUCAACCGCUAUGAGCUGUACCCCCGCCGGGACCCCUUGUUGCCCGUGCUCCUCCGGGACCUGGCCACGCAAAGGAUCAUCAGCUCAGUCCAGAAGUCCGGCGGGACCCAGCUCAAGCUCAUCAUGACGUUCCCAAACUACGGGCAGGCCCUCUUCAAGCCCAUGAAGCAGACCCGGGAGCAGGAGACCCCCAUUGAUUUCUUCUACUUCUCAGACUUUGAGCGGCACAAUGCAGAGAUUGCAGCCUUCCACCUGGACAGGAUCCUGGAUUUCCGGCGAAUCCCCCCCGUUUCUGGCCGUUUGGUCAACAUAACAAAGGAAAUUCGGGAUAUCACCACAGACAAGAAACUGGCCAAGACUUUCUUCAUCUCCCCAGCGGGUAACGUCUGCUUCUACGGGGAGUGCUCCUACUACUGCUCCACCGAGCACGCCCUCUGCGGCAAACCGGACCAGCUGGAGGGCUCCAUGGCUGCCCUGCUCCCUGACAAGACCCUGGCCAAGCGCCGCUCCUGGCGCAGCCCCUGGCGCCGCUCCUACCACAAGAGCAAGAAGGCUGAGUGGGAGCUGAACCCCAACUACUGCGCUCAGGUGCGAGAGACGCCGCCCUACGACAGGGGCCAUCGGCUCCUCGACCUCAUCGACAUGGCCAUCCUCGACUUCCUCAUGGGCAACAUGGACCGGCACCACUAUGAGACCUUUGAGAAAUUUGGGAAUGACACUUUCCUGCUCCACCUGGACAACGGUCGCGGCUUCGGCACACACUCGCGCGAUGAACCGUCCAUCCUGGCCCCUCUCCAGCAAUGCUGCAGCAUCAAGAAGUCGACUUACCUGCGGCUGCAGCUGCUGGCCACGCAGCCCUACCGCCUGAGUGACGUGCUGCGGGAGGCGCUGGCCGCAGAUCCACUGGCCCCUGUGCUGGCUGAGCCCCACCUGCAGGCACUGGACCGGCGCCUGGGGAAGGUGCUGGUGGCGGUGGGACACUGCCUGGCCAGGGCAGCCCACCAGGAAAAGGUGCUGGUGGACGAUGUGGGGUCGUGGGUGUGAUGGGGGCUGGGUACCCUGCUGGAUUGGGCUGUUGUGGCGUGCUGCUGAGGGUGAUGUGGGGAUCGAUGUGCAGCUCUGAUUCCGUGUAGCGUCAGCUUUUGGUGGUGCCCGAGCUGGUGGUGUGAUGAACCAGGAAAGCAAGUUGUAAGGAUAGGUGGGACAGGGAGGGAAUUUAAAUAAAAAGGUUGGCCUAGUGGAGAGGACCCAAGCUGUGAUCUUCCCCACCAAGGCUGCUUUCCUAGCCCUGGCCUGUCCUUGCAUGCCCGGACGUGUCACUUCAGCCCUCCAAAGCCUUUUAGGAAAGGGUAGGGAUUUUUCCUGCCUUUCCCCAGCAAGAACUGCCAAACUGGAAUAGCUGGCCCACCCCUUCUUCCCCACCCCCACCCCCAGCACAGUGAUGCCCUGCUGACCCCCAAAAAGAGAGCUGAGACUCCCCACUGCUGGUGUGGGGAAAAUGAGGCAGAGGCUCCCAGCUACACACCGCUUAUCUUUGCCCCAAUCUUCCCACACCCACUCAAAAACUCCCAUGGCUCUGACAUCACCACCUCCUCCACAGGACCAGGGAUGCAGCAAGGACAAACCCCACUCCCUUGAGAACAUCUUCCCAAAUUCUCCAGGAACUGCCACUGACUCCCUUCACACCCAAAAAAGUGUCUCCUGAGGAGGGGCUGGAUUGACCUGGGGCUGUGUACCCUGCUUAGUGCCUGGUGGCUCAGCACCCAGCUUAUCCCCUGAGCCUCCCGGGGGGGUUAAUCCACGCAGGGUUACGUCAGCUGGAGCAGGUGCCAUUGUGACAGCCACUGCCAGCGUACCCAGGUUGGGACACGGGAUUGCCGUCUGCACGGCCAGAGUUAAAGGUGCCACUGGGGAGGGGAGAUGUCCUCUGUCCCAGCCAGACACUUGCAAAGGGAUGGGAAGCCACGGGAAAGGGUGAAAAAGGGCAGCUGGCACAGUGGGAGAUGGAGCUGGAAAAGCUAGGCAGAGAUUUUGGCUGAAACAAAAAAUGGGCUCAAAAGGCAGGAAAAAAAAAAAAAAAGAAAAGGGAGACAAAGAGGAUCUGUCUGCGUUACACAACGGGGCUGGGGAUGCUGAAUCGGGGUUUGUUGUGGCGUGCCCCCCCAAUGCUGACAGCACGUCCUCCUGCCACUGCCCUGGCUUGCGCCCCAAAGCCCAGCACACGGAGGAAGAGGUUUCACGGCUGUUUUGCAAUAGGUUCCUUCCCUUCUGCCAGCCUCGUAGUUUUUUUGACUCUUUAUAUAAAUACCUUUUUGCCCUAUAUGCAAAGCCAGGGGGACCAUUCCUGCCCACAGAAACAGCCUAAACAAUCGCAUCCAGACACAGGUGGCCGGUUGCUCUGAGUCUCGGAGCUCCCCCAGGCAAAUCUUUUUCCGAGGCGCCGUCAGAUUUGAAACGCGAGGUGUGGGGGUGGUGGCUGUUUUUUUUCAGCCUGGUGAGUUUGCACAAGGUCCGUUCAAGGUCCCAGGGGAGCAGCCCGCUUUGGCUCACCCGGCGCUGAGGAGCCUGCCCAGCCGCCCGUGGGGCAGAGCGGUGGCCGCGGGUGCCGGUGCCAGCGGCCCGGGAGCAGCAGAACACGCCCGCCCGCUCCCGGCGCCGUGGGCACACGGGUGUCGAUCCAGGGAUCGGUUCGGCCGUGUCGCCGUGGCGUGGGGUGCGGGGAUUUCUCACCCCAGCAGGACCAGCAAAACAGCCGCCCCAAAAAAAGCCCAAACGCGGGGCUGGGGUGCAGCCCUGCACCUGGGAGCUCCCAUUUGGGGCUGGCAUCACCCACGCCCUUGGCUGGCAGCGUGGGCUGGCUGCUGCCCGUGCUGGGCAUGGCGGCCGAACCCCAGGGCUGAGGUGUUUGGGGACCGGUCCCGGUGGGCAGUGCGGAUGGGCCCUCG